UUCAACCCCUUUCGUACUGCAGCCUGAUGGAUGGAUCAUGGGACCCAGUCAUGAGCUCCUUUUCUGGGUACCUCCCGCUUCCCGACACGCGUUUUAUACUCCUUGGACGUCAUUGGUGAUACCCAGAGGAUACCCUGAGCUUGAUUUGAGCUGCAUGGCACAUGGGACGCGCUGGUCGAGUUGCCGAGAUGCCUCCAAAUAACGAUGAUUUUGUUGCUGCAAUAUCGAGUGUACUAUUGGAUUUCAUGAUUUCCUUCCUACUUUAUACCUAGCACCC
Molecule: messenger RNA, 277 nt
Organism: Suillus discolor
Lineage: Eukaryota; Fungi; Basidiomycota; Agaricomycetes; Boletales; Suillaceae
Exons: 2
Coding region: 38-202 (54 amino acids)
Source: RefSeq, a predicted model, not a curated record